AUGAGAGCCCCGUGGCUCGUCCUGAUUCUUGCCAAGAUCCUGGACCUGGAGCAGCUGGUCCUGGGGGACGCCGAGUGUCACCGUAACGACACAGUCUUAACAAUCCCGGCUCGAAGGUCGACGGGGAACCUCUCCAGACGCAGGAGGCUGACGUUUCCAAAGGACAGCGCUUUCGUGAUGACUAUGUCCACUCUGCAAUCGAUUCAACUCCAACUGCCAAGCAGCUGGUACCUCGACUUCGAGUUUGACACGAUCUGGCCUAUACAGACUCAGGAGUACUAUAAGAGGAAACAUUUCAUAAAAAAACCGUGGAUCAUCAAGCGACGGCAUCGACGAGAAUUGUACGCCAAUUUUGAAACAGCGUUCGAUAGUCAAAAUCUACCAGGAAGACAAUGCGUUCUAAGAACAAUAUGCGAAGCAAGAACGUUGCUGAGCCCACCAGGCGUUUCCUUCGUAGAGGACGCCAUUCGAGUGAUCCUGAGAAACGUUGAGAAUGUGGCUGAAACUGAUCACUACGACACUGCUUACAGGACGAAGGAGCCCUGCGACGUUGCUUACUCGUGCCCCUUUUCCUUGCUACAGAUAUUGUUAUUUAACCUGUACUCUGACACUCUAUCCUGA
This is a messenger RNA of Hylaeus volcanicus, 621 nucleotides long. RefSeq lists its product as uncharacterized. The transcript has 4 exons. The record is from RefSeq and is a predicted model, not a curated record. NCBI's taxonomy places the organism in Eukaryota, Metazoa, Arthropoda, Insecta, Hymenoptera, Colletidae. Bases 1 to 621 code for a protein of 206 amino acids.